This is a messenger RNA of Lethenteron reissneri (Far Eastern brook lamprey), 4378 nucleotides long. RefSeq lists its product as uncharacterized. The record is from RefSeq and is a predicted model, not a curated record. Lineage: Eukaryota; Metazoa; Chordata; Hyperoartia; Petromyzontiformes; Petromyzontidae.
UCGAUUCACAUACACGGGUUGCCUGGCUACUCACGCCAAUCUUACACAUUUGUGUGCCGGAAUCCAAAGGUGCGUCUGUGCUGGGUUCAAUUACAGGUACGAAGGCCUGGGACAUUAGAACAAGACGCCUGUGUUUGUGUGUAUUUUAUUCGUGUGUCCGUGAUAAGAUGGUGUUUUCUAGUUUUUUGCUAUUUAUGUUUAAUUGGUAGUCUCUGCUGCCAUCAAGACAUUAGUACUAGAUGUCUUCAGACAAGAGGCACACUGUAACAAUGAAUAUAUUCAGUCGGGAAUUGGCCAAACAUUUUACAAUGUUUGAUGUUUAUCUUCCUUCUUGAGAAUCAAUAAUAUUUCGCUGGACUGGUAGUGUAACGAUAUAAUAAUAGUAAUGUGUUACAGCCUUUGUCAAUCCACCGCUGGAUGAAGGCCUCCUUUCACCCUGCGUCGGUCGAAGUAUUCAUUUAACAAUACUUAACCACGUUGGUUCGUGCUGGCUCUAGAAGUGGGUCAAGAUGUGGUUCAGGAGCGGUUCUGAUAAACACUCGACACUGACGUUUACUCGCGGCCUGAAAUCAUCCCAGGUCGCCGGGUUCACAGCUCAGGGCAUUAUGAACCACGGGGUCACCGCGAUCAACUGUUGCUAUUGUCAGCGUGGUGAAGUAUGGUCAAGUUGUUUCCCACGACCGAGAUGGCGUGGGGGAGACCUUCAUCUAGCAACGGACUGACAAUGGAGGGCUUGUACAUGUUCACAAGUACCUUUGUCGUGAUCAUGUUAGGUUGACGAGGAGCUCACUUCUCGAGCAGGCAGUAUGAACUACCUUUGGGCUAAACCAAUCAAGCGAGAACAAAGCCCCUGUCGAGUUGGAUAACUAAUUAAUGACGACCACGCAGUCGUCUCCGGUGACAGGGGAUGCCGCUGCCACGCGCUCCAUGCUGAGCGGCGUCGAGGAGGAGGAGCCCGCGUCUGUGUCUCAAGGAGGAGCCCGUGUCUGUGUCUCAAGGAGGAGCCCGUGUCUGUGUCUCAAGAAGGAGGAGGAGGCCGCGUCUGUGUCUCGAGGAGGAGGAGGAGCCCGUGUCUGUGUCUCAAGGAGGAGCCCGUGUCUGUGUCUCAAGGAGGAGGAGGAGGCCGCGUCUGUGUCUCAAGGAAGAGGAGGCCGUGUCUGUGUCUCAAGGAGGAGCCCGUGUCUGUGUCUCAAGGAGGAGGAGGAGGCCGUGUCUGUGUCUCUAGGAGGCCGCGUCUGUGUCCCGUACCCCAUGGACGGUGCAGCCGCCCCCACGGAGGGGAAGGGUCAUCACGCAUUCGGCGACGCGUACCUCGACAGGCUGGUGGAGAUCAUCGCGAGGCACCUGGAGGUGGAGCCGCACCACGGGGUGCUCUGCGAGCCGUACGAGCCGCAUGUGGCUCGGGCCCUCGUCGGACUCGGCUGCCUGCACUCCCCGCCGCGGCCCUGGGGCCCCGGGGAGACGGGGGCAGCCCGCGGCGCGAUGCGAGGCCCCGACCGCGCGCUCGUCAUGAUGCUGGACACGGGGGGAGGGGAGGAGGAGGGAAGCCUGCAGAGCCCCUCGGAGGCGACUCUAGCCCGCGUGUUGUCCUCGCUGCCCGCCGGCGGGAGGCUGCUGGUGGUGCGGCGCCCCCACGGGGUCUGCUCUCUGCCGCUGUUCAGCGCCGCGCGCCGCCGCCUUCACGCCCCGGAGGAGGCCUCCUGCACCAAAAUAAUCAGCUGCCUGAAAGACGUGGGGGCCGAUGUUGAGUGGGACGUGGCGCGAAUUCCCAUCACGGUCUCAAAGAGCGGCUGGCUCGGCGUGCUGCGAGGGCGCCGCUUGGGGCUGCUGAGCGCGAUGAGUGACCGCGACAUCCGCGAGGGCAUCCGGGAGCUCUGCGAGGGAUGCCUCAAGUACUCGGGGGACACGCUGGCGUUCGAGGACCUCGUCAUGUUCAUCACGGCCACGAGGAGGACCGCUCACGAAGCCACCCACCACCCCCACGUGCAGCGCAGAGGAUCCGGCCUGCACCCCGCACCCUCGCCCUGCGAACCGCAGUACAAGCUACCCCUCACCCACGAGCUCCGAGCCCUGCUCGCCACCAAGACGACCGCUUCAGCCGAUGCCCCCCUCUCUCACCCACCACCACCACCGCCCCCCCAACUUAAGCGCAGCUCAUCCCGAGUUUCCGCGUCUCCGCGUAACCGAUGAGCGUUAAGGGGCCGUCCAUAAAUGACGUCACUCACCUGGGGAGGGGGGGGUCAGACAUUUGUGACGAUGUGUGACGAGGGGGGGGGGGUUUGAGAAAUGUGACGCCACGUAAAAAUGCGAAACUUUUAAUAGAUAUAGACAACACGUUCUACUUAAUUAAAUAUACUUUUUGAUAAAUGUUUUCUCCUACAACAUCAGAGUGCAGCGCCACAUUAAAUACGUACUACAAUGACAAUAGUUUAAAGCGAUUUGAAGCAUGUUUUUUUUUUUGGGGGGGGCAGAGCUUUGUGACGUCAUAUUUGAGGGGGGGUCUGACUUUUUGUGACGCCGUGUGACGAGGGGGUCAAAAAAUCGUCCAAAAUCGCGUGACGUCAUUUAUGGACGGCCCCUAACAAGAUAAGCGGUUCAUGUUGAAUGAGAUAAGGAUGUGGUAUUGGAUGAGUCAAGGGUUUCCGUAUUCGAUGAGAAUACGUUUCAGUGUUGAAUGUGGCGAAUGUUCUGAGUGGGAUGAGACGAGAGUUCUGUGCGCCUUGAACCUUCGUGCAAUGCGCAUCACUACCACCGGGAAUAUGAAGCGUUACGUUCCAUCUCAGUACCAUCGAUCUGACGAAAACCCCGUCUCAAUAUGUUUCGACUCUAAUUUGGUGAUGUUUUGAUACUAAUUCAAGCACACUAAGUGUGUGUGUGUGUUUUACAUAUAUACAUAUUCAACUGUUAUACUCUGCUUUACAUAAAAAAAAACAAUUGAGUUUGCGGGCAUCCGUAGUGGACUUGUGAACGGGCAAGCGAAAUAAGAAAUCGCUUUGCGUUCCUGAGCAACGCAGCCUGGAAGAGCGCGCGCCGAGUCUGAUCACAGCGCUGUUGCACGUGGUGGUUUCUCGGGGUCCAAGAUGACUCCGGCCAUGCAACUUAAACUGUGGCCCGCAUAGUAACCCGCUGUAGUCCCUACGAUCUUUCAACGGAAGAGGGACAACACAAACUACACUCACUAGAUUCGAAGCUUUCGUGACUGCGGUAAAGUCACGUAGAAAAUAAAAUAAUAAUAGAAUACGACGUUUCGGUCGCAACACAAGCAGCCAUCAUCAGGUAAGAAUGAAUGAUAAAACACAGACACGGGAACAGCGUUGGCAGACACACAUGCAGAGAGAGAGACACACACACAAAGACACGCCGAGCGAGACACACACCAAGCAAACCUCUACUGAAGUCCUCUCCUGGCGAGCAGACCUCGACAUUGGCAUUUAGCUCGUGAACAUAUUGCAUUGCACAAGAAUAUAAUUGCUUAUUUUCUGAGACUACAUAUUAUUCUUUACUACGCUUUAUUUUUACCAAGCAAAGCCUCACUCAGUCUCACGAGUCUUUUUCAUUUGUCAAUCCGCCCACAGUAUUAACCACAGCGGCCUUCCGGAUUCAAACCACAAAACCUCUGCAACGAACGAACGCGCUACCCACUACUGGGCCGUGCCAUCGCCCGAUAGCAAGCCCAAACUACAACACUCUUGUAGAAAACAAACACGUUAUUUCCACCCAGCACCUGCAAUCCACCCAGCACCAACAAUCCACCUAUCAUCAACAAUCCACCCAGCCCCUGCACGAACUGAUUCUAUCGCUUCAUCUCCUCGGCGGUCGACUUUUCAGACGUGCGUAACAAAUCCUCGGCCGCCACUCCGUGAAAAUGAAAUGAAUUUUGAGUGAGUUCGAAAAAAAUAUUUUACGUUCACAAAAAUAAACAAUAUUCUCCGGGUGCCAUUCCGAAACAGGAGUCACUAAUUCCUGGAAACGCGUGUAAUUAAUAGGGGGUUCGCACAGGCAAAUCGCUGCUGCUGCUGCUGUGAAUAAGGAGGCAAACACCGGGGGCCAUGAAUGGGACGUGUUGAGUCGCCACGAGGACGCCCCGCACCGACUCCCAGGCACUCGCGCGCAUUCCUCCACGCUCCCUCCGCGCAGUGUUGAUGCUUACAAACCUCGGGGGACCGGAUUAGUUCAUCACUCGCCGCUAAUGUUGGCCGUGAGCGGGAAUCGAACUCAGGAGGCCGGGUAUGUGGUUCCGUGCGCGCUAACCAUUGCGCCACUGCUUCCCAGCAUAUAUGCACAAACUCUCACACACACACCACAGCCACGCAUUCAUGCAGCUGUGAAAACAUCUCAGAUGAAAUGUACCUGAGACCUUGUAUAUGACAGAUACGCA